AGUUGAGCUGAAGAGCCCGAGCCCAGCUCUGUCUGCCUCAACUUUGGUCUCUACACUUCAUCGCUGAGAGACAAGAAGGCUGGAUUAUGGCUCCUGCUGCGGCACAUACGGCUGACGGUAUUUCAUCGCCAAUUGAUUUGGCAUCGUUUCCUCCGUUCUGGCGGCGCAAGAAUGGCAUCCUGCUGUAUUUUCUACUCACCUCCUCGCUGCUCGCCAGCGCCGCGCUCGGUAUUGAUGGAUCAAUGACCAACGGAAUGCAAGUUCUCCCGACAUGGCAAGAUCAAUUCGGACAUCCCGAAGGCUCAACCCUGGGCCUUUUCGGCGCAUCGAGUGCCAUAGGCGGCGUUAUUCCAUUCAUAUUCCUCGGCUGGAUCAGUGAUAGAUGCGGACGCCGUGUCCCAACUGCCCUUGGCUCAAUUGUCAUUAUCGCUGGUGUCUUGGUCGAAUUCUUCGCUACCUCGCUUGACAUGUAUAUCGGUGGCAAGAUUGUGCUUGGAGCUGGGUCCUCGCUGAUCCAGAUGGGCGCCCCGGUUCUAGUGACGGAAUUGAGCCAUCCAAAAGAACGAGUCCAGAUCACUACCUUCUACAAUACGUCCAUUGUGCUGGGAUACGUCAUUGGUGCAUGGGCGACUUAUGGUUCCUUCCGCAUUGCCGGAUCAUGGUCAUGGAAGCUACCGACCCUGAUACAAAUUAUUCCCUCGACGUACCAACUGUGCCUCAUCUUCUUUUGUCCGGAGUCUCCUCGAUGGCUGAUUGCCAAGGGUCGGAUGAGAGAAGCGCGCGAAAUUCUGGUCAAAUACCACGGCGAAUGCGAUCCAAACGCCAAGGUCGUCAAUGUUGAAUGUGCAGAGAUUGAACAGGUCCUUGCCAAGGAAGCACAACAAAACAUGACAUGGGUUGACUUUUUUUCAUCAAUUCCCAAUUUGAAGAGGAUUGCGCUUUGCUUUGCAACCGCCGUCUUUAGCCAGAGCUCGGGCAACCUGCUCGUGUCAAAUUAUCUGACACAGAUCCUAAAGGAUACCGGAGUUACAUCUCAAAGUGACAUCACGCUUGUCAACGGCAUGGUGACGCUCUGGCAGUACAUUGUGGCGCUCGCUGUCACAGUUUGCAUCAACAAGUUCAGACGACGCACCUUUUUCCUUAUCGGUUCUGGAGGUGUUUCGCUUACUUUUAUUGCCUGGACGAUUGGGGCCGAGCAAUAUCUCGAGCAUGGUUCUCUUGCUGCUGGCCGGCUAGUCCUUGCAUGCAUAUUCAUCUUCCAGGCGUUUUACACAAUGGCCUGGACUAACCUGGUGGUGACAUAUCCUCUGGAGGUUGUGACUUAUCAGAUGCGAGCUAAGACGUGGGCCUUUGUCUUGCUAACAAUACAAGUGGCCACCAUUUUUGGGAACUACGUGAACCCAAUCGCAUUACAAAACAUUGGCUGGAAAUUUUACAUUUAUUAUUGCAUCUGGGUGGCGUUCAUUUUUGUUAUUGUAUACUUCUUUUUUGUCGAGACCUCGGGGCCGACUCUGGAAGAACUGGCGUAUCUUUUCGACGGGGAAGAGAAGAAGAAGCAGCUUAUUAUUGGCGGACCUGGACACUGGAACAAAACAAAAAUCAUGAUAGACUGGGCAUUGGCGUUGGAAUUGAGCAACAUGGGGAAUUCAUUUUUACGAUAG
Molecule: messenger RNA, 1661 nt
Organism: Trichoderma virens Gv29-8
Lineage: Eukaryota; Fungi; Ascomycota; Sordariomycetes; Hypocreales; Hypocreaceae
Exons: 3
Coding region: 87-1661 (524 amino acids)
Biological process (GO): transmembrane transport; carbohydrate transport
Cellular component (GO): membrane
Molecular function (GO): carbohydrate:proton symporter activity
Source: RefSeq, a predicted model, not a curated record